AUGGCGCAAUGUACCCCACCUGAAAUGCUGGCAAAUUGUGGCGUUCGACCGGAGGAUGUGGGAGCCGCAGCAAAUCCACCGGUUCGUUCAAGCACCAAGCCAAUCCUUUGGCCUUGGGCCGUUCGUUUGUCGAUAAAAUGGACAAUAGAGAGCAAAGAAAUUUUGUGCGGCGGAACGCUAAUUGGUCCCCAGUGGAUUAUCACCGCUGCGCAUUGCGUCACUGAAUGGCUGGCUAUGAACUUGCUUAUGGAAACGAAUGGGGACGCGGAAUUGAAUAAUGAUACUAUACAUGCAUAUGUUGGUGACAUUGACAUGCAAACGGGAGAAGAGUAUUAUCAAAUAUACUUGAUACAAAGGGUAAUCUUGCACCCGGCUUUUCAACCGGGUAGAGAGAACAACGGUGCCGACAUCGCAUUGCUGUACAUGAAAGAGCCAGUUGCAGAUUAUCCGGAGAUUAAUUACGCCUGCCUGCCAAAUGAGCUCAAUCUUUUGGAAAACGGUGCUGAAUGCCACGCUAUUGGAUUUGCCACCGGUCACGUCAUGAAUGUACAGAGCUUAUUGAGAGGCGCGGGACACUCAAGCACUACACAUCAUAUACGUCAGACAAAUGACGAUGAAUGGAACCCGGACAAAUUGCACCAGCUCAAUCUGACUGUGUUGAGGUCCCAGGAAUGCAAGAAACAUUACAAGAAUCUCCGCGAACAGAUGGUUAUUUGCGCAGCUUCAAAGGGAAAAUUAUUGCAGGAAUUGUGCGCCCCUGAUAGCGGCAGUGGAUUAUACUGUCAGUUACCUAAAAAGAACAGAUGGUUCAUUGCCGGUGUUGCAAGUUUUGGAGAUAUUCAUGCUUGCGGACAGUUCCCUGGAGUUUACACAUCAGUCGUUGCCUAUCAAGACUGGAUUUGGCUAGAAAUCUCCAAAACAAAACGGAAUCGAACUUAG
This is a messenger RNA of Dicrocoelium dendriticum, 939 nucleotides long. The record is from the annotation of a GenBank genome assembly. NCBI's taxonomy places the organism in Eukaryota, Metazoa, Platyhelminthes, Trematoda, Plagiorchiida, Dicrocoeliidae.